AUGUCCCAUCGGUUGCUGAAUCGACUCCAGCCUGUAUCACCUGGUGAUGCAGGCGCUGGUCAUGAAGACACUCGUGUCUUCACAGAGUACGAGCUCGGUGUCUCGUACUCUCCUGAUACGGAUGACGGAUCCGUAUCGACGGCAAUUGAAUCCAAGCCGCCUGCCAAGCGUGGCAUGGACGAUGCUUUGCGUCGCAGCAUCUUUGGUUCAUCUGAUGAGUCAGAUGAACCAUCGCCGAAGCGAAGGCGCUCGAGGUCGCGAGACUCGGGCGCUAAUAGUGGUGUCGUUUCUCCAAUGGACACCACUUCACAGCGAGGUGCCAGUACUUCUGUCGGCACGUCGCAGGAAGAGCGGGACCGCAAUGUGUUGCGUCUCGCUCCAGAAAAGAAGGCAUGGAUGCCUCCUAAAUCUGUCAUGGAUCACUUGUCGGCGACGACGAGGUGA
This is a messenger RNA of Peronospora matthiolae, 444 nucleotides long. NCBI's taxonomy places the organism in Eukaryota, Oomycota, Peronosporomycetes, Peronosporales, Peronosporaceae. The record is from the annotation of a GenBank genome assembly.